Messenger RNA from Seriola dumerili (greater amberjack), 6161 nucleotides. It is a transcript of the gene mical1, whose product is annotated as F-actin-methionine sulfoxide oxidase mical1-like. Gene Ontology annotation, molecular function: FAD binding; protein binding. The record is from RefSeq and is a predicted model, not a curated record. Lineage: Eukaryota; Metazoa; Chordata; Actinopteri; Carangiformes; Carangidae. The transcript is spliced from 24 exons. The coding region runs from base 86 to 3925 and encodes 1279 amino acids.
CACACUCCGCAGAGCUUACACAUGUAAUAAGUUACCUAUCAAACCCAGCGACCACAGGACAGGAGUUCACCCGUCAUCCUCCACUAUGGCGAGCCAGGACCCUGUCAGUCCUUCACAUGCUACGUUCGACCUCUUCGUCCAUGCCCAGAGCUGUAAGGAUGUGAAGCACCACUUUGCUGAGCUCUGCAUGCAACUAGACAUCAACCCUAAAGAUUUCAGAACCUUUUACAUCAAGUUAAAGGAGAGACUGAACUACUGGAAGGCCAAAGCGCUGUGGACAAAGCUGGACAAAAGAGCGUCUCACGCAGAUUACCAGCAAGGAAAAGCCUGCACGAAAAACAAGUGUCUUGUGUUGGGUGCUGGACCAUGUGGGCUGAGAACGGCCAUCGAGCUGUCCCUGCUGGGAGCUCAGGUGGUGGUAUUGGAGAAGAGAGAGGCUUUUACCAGGAACAACGUCCUCCACCUGUGGCCCUACACCAUCUGCGACCUCCGUGGGCUCGGAGCCAAGAAGUUCUAUGGCAAAUUCUGUACAGGCUCUCUGGAUCACAUCAGCAUUCGUCAGCUGCAGUUGGUUUUAUUGAAAGUGUCUCUUCUCCUCGGGGUAGAGGUUCACACUGGAGUGGAGUUCCAGGGCCUGAUCGAGCCCUCAGGAGACAACGGUUGGAUGGCCAAGCUGCAGCCCGGGUCUCAUCCCGCUGCAACCUUCCAGUUUGAUGUCUUCAUCUCUGCUGGAGGAGGCAGGUUUGUCCCUGAUGGUUUUAAGCACAAGGAGCUGAGAGGCAAGCUUGCCAUUGGCAUCACAGCCAACUUCAUCAACAGAAACACGGCUGCCGAGGCCCAAGUAGCAGAGAUCAGCGGUGUCGCACGCAUCUACAACCAGAAGUUCUUCCAAGAUCUGCUCACUGAGACCGGUAUUGAUUUGGAGAACAUUGUCUACUAUAAGGACGCCACCCACUACUUUGUCAUGACUGCCAAGAAGAAGAGCUUGCUGAAGAAGGGGGUCAUUAAACAGGACUACAGUGAUGCAGAGAAGCUACUGGCUCCAGCAAAUGUAGACCAUGAGGCUUUGUACAGCUUCGCCCAUGAUGCUGCCUACUUCUCCACAGGCGGAAAACUGCCUGACCUCCGGUUUGUUGAGAACCAACCUGGCCGGCCAGACGUGGCCAUGUUCGACUUCACCUGCAUGCACCGUGCUGAGAACGCCUCGCUUGUCAGGGAGAGGAGGGGGAAGAAAUUGUUGAUGGGUCUUGUUGGAGAUUGCCUGGUGGAGCCGUUCUGGCCUCUGGGAACAGGCAUAGCCCGCGGGUUUCUAGCUGCUUUUGACACAGCGUGGAUGGUUAGAAGCUGGGGCAUGGGGGUCCCACAUCUCAAGGUCGUGGCUGAGAGAGAAAGUGUUUACCAGCUCCUGUCUCAGACCACACCAGAAAACACCAGCAAAAACUACGCUGGUUACAGCAUCGACCCCAAAACACGGUAUCAGAGGGUCAACCUCUCAUCCAUCCAUAGCAACCAGGUGCAGCACCUGUAUGAUGUCGAUAAAUCCCGCCCAUCGAGCAAGAAACAGAGGGACAAGUGGUCUCACAUGCGUCAAGAUUCGAUUGGUGGGUUUGAAGAACUGUUGAAAUGGUGCCAGAACCACACCGCAGAUUAUGCGAAUGUGAAUGUAAAAGAUUUCACCCAGUCCUGGAGGUCCGGGCUGGCUCUGUGCGCCCUGAUCCACCACUUCAGGCCUAAGCUCAUUGACAUGUCCUCUCUGGAUGAGUCCAGCGCUGUUCACAACAACCAACUGGCCUUCAGCAUCUUGGAGAAGGAGCUGGGCAUCCCACCCGUCAUGUCUGCCAGUGACUUGGCCAACAGUGGUCAGAUAGACAAGUUGUCCAUGGUUUCUUACCUCACCCAGGUCCAGAAAGCCUUCACUGUGCCGGCAAAAGACCCUGCAGGCUUCCUGCCGUCGUCCAAGCCUCUGACUCUCUCCCAGACACAGUCAGCUGUCUUCUUCCUGAACAAGCUGAAGCACAACUCUCUGCAAAGGCGCAAGGAAAAGUUGGCAGCAGAGAAACAAUCAAGAGUAAGAGAGACGAGGAUGGGAGAUGAGGACAGUACGCCGCCGCCUUCUGUGUCCCCUGAGGUCAGUCUUAUACCUGAUUCGGCUCAAGAGCCUGAGCCUGAGCCUGAACCUGGUGCUGGUGGGUCAAUGACAAACAGUGAGGAGUGCUACUUUUGCGGUCAGAGGGUCUACGUGUUGGAGCGCAUCAGUGCUGAGGGCAAGUUCUUCCAUCGGAGCUGCUUCACCUGCCACCAGUGCGGCAUCACGCUCAGACUGGUGGGAUACACCUUUGACCAGACCACAGGGAGAUUUUACUGUGAGCUGCACUCUGAAGAGCUGGAGCUGGGAAACGGGGCUGAGACAUCUUGUAAGGAUAGCAAAGAAAUUCACAAAGAAGAGAAUGGGGUUUCCAGCGAUGAUUAUACACUGUCUCCAUCGGACGAGGAGUAUGAGCACACUUUGGACUGUGUUCCCUCUUCGCACACAAUGUCACACAACCCUGAUGGACAGGACCAGCGCAUACUUGAAUCCACAGAAGAGUCCCAAGAACCAGAAACUUCCUCAGAUCCUCCAUCUAAGACAGAUGUAGCAGCUCCCGCUGAGGGGGAGAUACAGGAGCUUCCAUCCAUAAUUCCCUACCCUGUCCCCAAGCCACGCCUCUCUCGGCAGACUACACCCAGCCCUCAGCCCUCCCCUCCAAUAGCAAAACCUCGCAUGGUCCACCUUUUUAACCCCUCAACUCUAGAAGAUCACUCAUCUCCGACCGCUCCGAACGAGAUCUCUAAAGUGGCUCCAGACUCCCGUCCUAAGCAGUCGCUGCGGAAACUCCAGCUGACUGACGAGGAGAAAAGCCAGCUGGUGAAUCUUCAGAGUUUCAGCGCCGACUCGGACUCUGAGACUCCCGGUGGGUCCUCAUCCUGCUCGUCUUCCUCAGCCACAGCAGGAGGUCCGAGCCCUCCCAAACCAGAGGGCCUGGAUGGGCAAGAAGAGGAGGGCUACUGGAGCGGCAGCACUGCUAGUCACAUCAGGGAGAAGAGGAAUCGACGCUGUUUCAGGAGGAAAGAAAUGCCAAGCGGACAGACCAGAGUACGAUCCAAGUUUUCCCCCUGGAAUCUCUCUUCCCCGAGGAUCAGCAGAGACACCCGGCUCAGUGUCCUCAUUAAUCAUCCAGGGAGAGUGGAAACAACAUUCAGACAUGUUCACAGCACCUCCGAAGAGGGAGCUGAUGGAGACGACGAUGAUGACGACGACGACGACGAUGAUGAUGAGAUGUUUGAACGAGAUGAUAUUGACUUAUAUGAUGAGAAAUUUCAGACUGUGCCAUCAGACCCUGUGGAGGCUGAGAAGCUGGAGCUGAUGAAGAUGAGGACGCUGGAACGACGAGCCAAGAUGAGCGAACUACAGCGAUUGCGCAAAGCACAGUCCAUCCAGAGGAGACUGGAGGAGAUCGAGGUGACCUUCAAGGAGCUGGAAGUGAAAGGUGUAGUUCUGGAGCAAAGUCUGCGAGGAGAAGAUGACAGUAGCGGUUCUCCUGACAUGAUCGAGCAUUGGAUCCAACUCGUGCACGAGAAGAACGCACUGGUCUCUGAGGAGUCUGACCUCAUGGUGGCGUCUCGACAGCUGGAACUGGAAGACAAGCAGAGCAUGUUGGAGUUGGAGCUCAGGAAAUACAUGGAGCUGAAUGACAAGACAGCAGAGCAGCAGGCAGAAGAGGAUCGAGUCCUCCACCAGAUGAUCGAGGUGGUGGACAUGAGGGACUCUCUGGUGUCGUUUCUGGAGGAGAAGAGGCUGAAGGAGAUCAGCGAGGAGCAAGAGGCCUUCUCCAUUAAGGAGGCCAAACGGCACUCGAAGGCAGGAGCUCAGGUUCACUGGGCAUAAAGCUUACACACACACACACACACACACACACACACACACACACACACACACACACACACACACACACACACGCUCAGCAUGAACCUGUAUGUACUGCACAGUAGAUGCUCGCACAUCUACUGUGUGUGAGAUUUGCUGCUUUCAGACUUGGAACCUGAAACUUUUGCAAAGCCAAAGAUGAUACGGCAUCGUUGUGGAAGGUGACCCACCACGAGCGGUCCCUCAGCGAUUAGGAUUAAGAGUUCAGGCUUACGGGCUGGAGGCUGAAUGAAUAUCACUUGCAAAACCAGCCCCUAGAGGGAGACAUAAACCUUGAGAUCUGAGGCUUUGAGUUGAUGUGUCCAACAACUCUCUGACUAAGCCCUGCCUGCUGUGAAAGUGGAGUCACAGCAACAAACCCCACACGAAAAAAGGAUCUCUAGUGUCUGUUGCACUAUUGAACAACCACCACACAGCGGGUAAUCGUUACCCACUCUUGGACUUGGCCUGGUUUGGUCAUGACAUGUGACUUGAGUGCAAAGCAGCAUUAAAUUACAGCAGUGGGAAAAGUGCAGUCGCUGGCUUUGGAGCCUUACAGAUAGAUCUAGGUUUGAUGUUCAUGAUUUUACUUGUCAUCAUGAAUAGGUACUAUUGUACACAAAGACAUAAUAUUACAUAUCAUAAUUCUAUGUUUGGUAUUUGUAUACUGAAUAGAAAUAUGAUGAAGGUUAAAAAAAAAUAAGAGGUAGUUAAAAUAUUAGUAUUAUUAUAUACAGUAAAAUUCAAGUAUUCAUUACUUUUGUUUCUUAUCCAGUUUUCCGUUUUGAAUGUCAAUGAAUUUUGUAGCACUUCCUGCUGUUCACCACGUCCUCUCCUGACAGCACGUUGGAUAGUUAAUCUCAGGGGUUGCUAGUUCAGUCCUCUAGGAUCAGAGUUAGGGUUUUCACCGAUGGCCUUCAACAGUCGGCUGCUUUUUAAGUGCUGGUGUAAUAUAUGAACAUGUGGGAUUCUGGGGGUGAAUGGAAAAAGAGACCUAACUAGGUUCAUCUAUUUAUAAACUGCUAUCAUUUAUCAUUCGCCGGUGUUCCUAUUCAUGUGCUGGCAGAUUAGCCAAAAUCAAGAGAAAGACCAGUAUGUUGUUAGAGAAAAGGAGCCUUAUAUAUUCAUUGUUCUGCUGCCAUUUUGUGCCACCUGGGCAGAACUUCACAGUAUAUCAAAUAAAGAUCAUGCACUUUGGUGUUUUAGUUUUGAUGUUUCUGAUAAUACAAUGAACUCCUCAGAGGUGCCUGUUAUUGCUAAGUGUUUUGCAUGUUUAGUGAGUGGCUGGGUAGCCAUAAACUUGGUCAUGCAGUACAGUAGACUAUAGUUGUAUAAAGGGUUUGACUGCCCCUGCUGUUCUAACUUCCAAGUAAGUGUGUGUGUGAGUGAGUGAGACAGGCAAAUUGUAAAGUACUUUGGAUGACAGCACUAUAUGAAUUCAUUAAUAUUGGAUCAUUAUUAUUAUUGAUGUAUUAAUGCAGUUGUUUUCAAAGUCUGAGACUGUGGACCUCCCCUCAGACAAACCUCACCCCACGGUAGUUUACGUGCUUUGUUUUGCUCAAUUCCUGGAUGCCUGUGGGAUCAUGAUUGUUAUUUGAUCCCACAGACACCCAACAAUUGAGCCAAGGUGGCCAAAUACUGCUGUUUGACAUAACUUGAGAGAAAACCAAAUACAUAAAAAAAGGGCUGUCCUAAGGUUUUUAUUAGUUUCUGACUCUGGGAAAGUGGGAAAAACUGUAAAUUCCCCAAAGCCUCUGUAUCUCUGAACUAUCUCUUUAACCAAAUCACACACAUUUAGUCUAAUUUACUUGAUCUCUUUUUUUUCAUUACUAACAUACUAACUUGUAAUAUUUUUUCCCUUCCAUUCACUGAGCCUCCCCUGUGAGGCCCACCUCCCACUUUGAUAACCUCUGUAUUAAUGUAUAAGCAGAAUUUUUAAUAUUGUAGAUGGUCGAGAUGGAGCUAAUGUACACAACUUUACGUACUAGAGGGUUUGUUCUAUAAAAACACAUCUUAUAUCUUAUUUAAUUAGAUUAUAUGUUUUAUAUUUAAAAUCUUAAUCUGCAUUAAAAACUACAAUAGUUCCCUCUGACAUGUGUAUACAAAAUAGAAAAAAGCAAAAAAUAGAAAUACUCAAGUAAAGUACAAGUACCUCUAAACUAUACUAGUAAAGUAAAACUAAAGUAUAUUCGUUAAGUAAAUGCACUUGCAUCUUAAA